Messenger RNA from Marmota monax (woodchuck), 1071 nucleotides. RefSeq lists its product as uncharacterized. The transcript is spliced from 4 exons. Bases 1 to 1059 code for a protein of 352 amino acids. The record is from RefSeq and is a predicted model, not a curated record. NCBI's taxonomy places the organism in Eukaryota, Metazoa, Chordata, Mammalia, Rodentia, Sciuridae.
AUGGCCGCCGCCCGGCGCGGGGCCCGCGACGGGGAGCGCGGCGGCCGGGGGGCGGGGGCGGGGGCAGCGCAGGGGCCCGCGCCGGCCCGCAGCGCGGAAAGCGGGGCUCCGGGCCUCGCUCACCCGCCGCUCUGCGCGGAGCUCAGGCGAAAGCUGCCUCCCAGGCCGCCCUUCCACCGCGCGGAAGCCGGCUGGCCGCGGUGCUCCCGGUGCAGAUUGGCCUGGGCUAAAAAUAUUCAAGAUCCUCAGAUUGCAGUGGGUUCCCAUUCCCCACUAGAAAAGAGGAUUAAGAAUUUAGGUGGCAUCCAUUCUUCAGGAGUGAAAAAACUGUUAGCCCAAGAGUUUCAGCAGGAGAAUGAAGCACUUGCUAAACUUAAGGCCACAUCUUUUGACUUCCAGUUUGCUAAAGCAGAGGAAUACUACUACCAACGAUAUCAAGAAAUGAUGAUGGAAGAAGCAUGGGACUACAAAAUGGUUCCAAAGUGGGAGAUUAUGAAAACAGAGGAGGAGGAUGCCAACGCGUGGGAUUAUCUAGUGUCUGAAAGAGAGCUAAAUCACAUAGAGAAACACAUAUACCGAGCCGAACGAGCAAGGGGCCUCAGAGACCAAAAGUAUCAACUGCUCCCUCAGAAACUUCCAAGUGAAAUGCUUUUCCCAAAAAUAUUAACACUGGAGGAUGAAAAGAAUGAAGAUAUCCAGAAAACACACAAAACGAAAACCGGAAAGCACAAGGUAGCAUGGGCAAAGAAUCAGAUGAAGGGACAUAAAGAUCAAAUGAUUAGAGGAAGAGAACUCUCAGAGCAAAGAAAUGAUCAAAGAGAACCUUGGAAGCUCUCCAGUCAAACUUCUCCUCUCCUAAAACCUCAAGUGGAGAAGGAGGAGAGAGUGUUUGAAAGGGUCACAGCUUAUCCUAUCUUCCAGCCUUACCAGAAAUCAUGCAUAGAAGUGAGCAUCCUGAGGGAAAAAUCGAAAGAAGAUAAAAUUCAAAAACCACUCCGAAGGGAGUUCUUGAGUUUGCCACCUUUUCUGAGAAGUCAACUAAAAAGGAAUAAAGUUUAAAUUAUUUUUUGA